Molecule: messenger RNA, 4351 nt
Organism: Zingiber officinale
Lineage: Eukaryota; Viridiplantae; Streptophyta; Magnoliopsida; Zingiberales; Zingiberaceae
Product: ATP-dependent DNA helicase Q-like SIM
Exons: 14
Coding region: 137-2293 (718 amino acids)
Biological process (GO): double-strand break repair via homologous recombination
Cellular component (GO): cytoplasm; nucleus; chromosome
Molecular function (GO): ATP binding; nucleic acid binding; four-way junction helicase activity
Source: RefSeq, a predicted model, not a curated record
GCUCCGAAACAGACCCUCUCCGCCCGCUCCUUCUCCUGCGUCGUCGAUCGUUUUCAACUUUAGCAGUCUUCGUAAGUGAUUGACUUCAAUAUUGCUCAGAAGUCAGAACAUUGUAUCAAAGUUACUAAAUUAUGAUAUGGAUGGAGGUGAAGUUUCUGCUGAUUAUAUUAUAGCCAAAUUAAUUGACAUGGGCUUUGAGUUUUCUAAAGCUAGUGAAGCUGUAGAACUUGUUGGUCCAUCACUUGAUCGUGCUGUGGAGUUUAUCUUGAGUGGUUCCUCUAAGAGCGAUAAUAAAGGGAAUUUGCAGGCUCUUAGCAGUUCAAGAAGUCAAAUCUUUGACCAAGGCUAUGCGCCCUCUUACACUUCAAAUAGAAGGAAACAAUCGAGCAUAAAAGAUCAUCUUCACCCAUUGCAUAGGAUAAAAGGAAAUGUUUCUUCUAACUCUUCCUUUUCUAGCACUUAUGGAAGAAGCAGUUUAAAGUGCAAGGAAUUAGAUCAACAGGAUAUUUCCAAUAUUGAUACCACUUUGAAAGUGGAUUUUCCUUCAGAAUACAGUCAACAGGUAACUGAAAAUGGUGUCAAUUCUACAGCGUUAGUUUCACAAGAAAAAUGUAACUCUCAGUCUCAUAGUUUGCACAAUCAAGAAGUCAAAUUAGAGUGGGAACAAAAAGUUGGUGAUAUUUUGCACAAGCAUUUUGGCUUUUCAUCCUUAAAGGGUUUUCAAAAGAAAGCUUUGGAUGCAUGGUUAGCUAACAGAGACUGCCUUGUUCUUGCUGCUACUGGAUCAGGCAAAUCUCUCUGUUUUCAAAUUCCAGCAAUUAUGACAAGCAAGGUUGUGAUUGUUAUUUCACCACUGAUAAGUUUGAUGCAUGAUCAAUGCUUGAAACUGGCGAAAUAUGGUGUAUCUGCAUGCUUCCUUGGGUCUGGACAAUCUGACAACAGUGUUGAGCACAAAGCCAUGUGUGGUGCAUACAAGAUUGUUUAUGUUUGCCCUGAGACAAUAUUAAGGCUUGUAGAGCCACUUAAGGGUCUUGCAGUAAAUCCUGGGAUCGCACUGUUUGCUAUUGAUGAGGCUCAUUGUGUUUCUAAGUGGGGUCAUGAUUUUCGACCUGAUUACAGGCGAUUAAGUGUGCUGAGAGAGAACUUCACACAGUUCAAUAUUCCCUUGAUGGCAUUGACUGCUACUGCAACAAAUCCUGUCCAGGAAGACAUUUUGAAGUCAUUGCACAUGUCAAAAGAAACAGAGAUUAUACUGACUUCUUUUUUCAGACCAAAUCUUCGAUUUUCAGUUAAACACAGUAGAACAUCUUCAGUGUGUUCAUACUGUAAAGACUUUAAGGAGCUGAUACAAGCUUACACAGCUACAAGGAUGGCAAACAGAAGAAAACAGAAAGCUAGUGCCAUUGAUAAUGAUAACUCUGACACCAAUUCUUCAGAUUAUGUUAAAUCUGCUGGAGAAGAAACUUCACUAUCUAAUAGUGAGGAUGAUGAGGGUGGCAGCACAUAUAAAAAUUGGGAAGUCAAUGGGUCUAAUGAUUAUGCAUCUCUUGAAAAGAUUCAACUGACUGUUGAGUAUCUAGAAGAUGAGCUGGACAUUCCUUCGUUUUCAGAUGAUUUUGAUGUUUCUUGCGGUGAGUUUCCUUCUAUUGAAUCCGAGAAUUUGAAGACUUUUGACACAUCCAAAUCAUUUGAUAUGCAAGUGUCUUUGGAAGAAGGUCCAACAAUUAUCUAUGUUCCUACUCGAAAAGAAACUUUAAGGAUAGCAGAUUAUCUUUGUAAGUUUAAUGUCAAGGCUGCAGCGUAUCAUGCAAAGCUACCAAAAAGCCAUCUGAGACAUGUCCAUCAUGAAUUUCAUCAAGGCUCUAUACAGGUUGUUGUAGCAACAAUUGCUUUUGGAAUGGGAAUUGAUAAGUCCAAUGUUCGAAGAAUCAUCCAUUAUGGAUGGCCACAGAGUUUGGAAGCAUAUUAUCAAGAAGCUGGUCGAGCUGGGAGAGAUGGAAAACUCUCAGAUUGCACUUUAUAUUCAAAUCUAUCGCGAAUACCAACGCUUCUUCCUAGUCAAAGAAACGAUGAACAGACAAAACAAGCAUAUAAGCUGUUAUCUGAUUGUUUCCGGUAUGCUAUGAACACUACUACUUGCCGAGCCAAAGCAUUAGUGGGAUACUUUGGGGAGGAGCUUGACUGUGAUGGAUGCCACUUAUGUGACAUCUGUGUUGCUGGACCUCCCGAGAUACAAAAUAUGAAGGCUGAAGCAGAUGUUUUCUUAGGGGUGCUAAAAGCUGAACAUUUCUAGACCAUAGCUCGGCAAGUUUACUAAGAAACGAACAAAACUUGCAGCCCUAUGUUUCGAUACUGAGGUGGCUACUAUGAAUCUAUUAUUAUUAGUUUUUCAUUAACAGCUAUAACCUACAUAAGUUUUAUAUUUAGCUAUUUUGCAACCUAUGUGAUAGGAUCAGUGGUGUAACUGGAGGGGAAAUAACUGAAUCUGAAAUUCAGAACAACUCAAGUACAAGGAUUAAAUAUGCAGUGGAAAUGUAAAUCAAAAUACAAUAAUGCUGAUAAAUUAUUUAAUGUGGCUUGAAUCGCUGGUUUUACUUCAUGACCUAUUGCCUUUUUUGGUGAGUCACCCCUCGAAAAUCUCACUAAUACUCCAUUAAUACUAUUCUACAUUUUUUUUACAAGAUAGAAAGCAAGUAAAGCAUAAAAGAAGAGGUUUGUAAGAAAAUUGAAACCUUACAACAACUUGAAGAUAGAAGCAUUAAACUCUUGGGGUUCAACAAUAAUAGUAAAAACUAAAAAAAAUUAGAGUGUGGAAUUUGACAUUAGAAUUGUUGUGGAGAUUGUCCCUUGCCCCUUUAUUUAGAAAGUGCUCAAAUUGAGCUUGAAUAAGCUUCACACAACCGUUCUAUUUAAUUCCAGCCAACUCAAAUCUUCGCUAGAUGAUUAAAACGUUGAUUAUGAAAAUCUUAUCUACUAGCAGCUAUUUUUCAAUUGACUCAACACUUGUCGUGCUAACACAAAUCCAUUUUAGUCGAAUCAAAACCUGUCUUUCAAGUCAAUUGGAUAAGAUUUCCCAAGCUGGUUUGCCAAUGACUCAAAUAUAAGUCAAAUAUAAGCUGGUUCACAUUUCAAUCAACUCAAAUAUAAGCCAGUCAACUCAAUCUCUUUUAGACCACUCAAAUGACUGUUGUUGCAACUUUAUCCUCCAAUGAAUACUUUCUUGAGUCAACUCAAUUCAAACAGAGAGCGACCUGGUUCCAGUAAUCAACUAUUCAAUUUCUCAAACCACUUAAAUUGAUUGAAUUCACAUUCGAUCAACUUAAGCUAAACUAGAACUUUUUUAUUCACAAGCAAAAUGUCUUCAGUUGAUUACCAAGUGGACUUGAUUAUGAUUGAAUCUACUCAUCAAUCUCAACUUUACUCAAGAUUGAUCUCAUUUGUCGAUUACGACCCAUAACACUUAUUCCUUGUCAAAUAUAUGCCUAGGUAAAACCCCUAAGACCAAGAUUACAAGUUCCUCAUAUCUCAAGACUCACAUCUACAAAGAGACCAUGCCUCUAGGUCUUCCUUUGCCAAGAGGCUUGCCUUUGGAUCUUCCUCUGCCAAGAGGUCUCGUCUCUGGGUCUUCUUUAUCUACAAAGAGACCAAGCCUUCAGAUCUCCCCCUGCCAUGAGGUUCCCCUCCGAAUCUUCCUCAUCGACACUUGCUAAUCUUGACCUUUUGAGCAUUCUACCAGCACUUCCAUUUGCCAUUGAUUUCUUAUGCUUUUUUAUUUGUUAACAUCCGAUGAACUUCAUCUGGCAAGUAUCUAGUCAACCUUAAUUCACUUGGACUUUUGCAACCUCAAUGCCCAUUGAAUGGUCAUUGUACCUGUAGUUGCCUAAUCAAGUUCUUGCACUUGCAUACUUGACAAACAAAUCAGAAAUACAAGAUAAGCCUUAAAUCUUUGCUAGCCACAUCAAAACUAGUCAGACUUGUCCACUUGAGACAUUAUAGCACUAACAUGUGUAUUGCUAAUAUUGGACACAAGCUUAUUCAAGAAUGUUACAACCUAUAAUAUCGUUUUGUAUUAGCUAUUUGCUAAUCUUAUUAUUUAGACUUUUUUACACACUUCUAAAGUAUCUCCUGAAAAUGCUACCUCUAUUUAUCUUUGUUACUCAAUUCUGUGGAUAAUCCUUUUGUAUUCAUGUUGACAUGACACAUAUGAGUAUAGGUAUGAAAAACAAGUGCAAAGUGUGAACUUGUCUGCAAAAACAAGAGGAGACUAAGGAACCUUGCCUGCAAGGGUUGUCGAACUUGCCAACUUCAUAAGCAGUGCACAUCACAUGGGGGGAAAGAGGAUUUUGAUUGC